AUGGCUUUAUCCAAAGAACGCGAAAACUUCGUCUACAUCGCCAAGCUUGCUGAACAAGCUGAACGUUAUGAUGAGAUGGUGGAUGCGAUGAAGAAGGUUGCAAAUAUGGAUGUUGAGUUGACUGUGGAAGAGAGGAACUUGUUGUCUGUUGGGUACAAGAAUGUUGUUGGCGCACGAAGAGCAUCAUGGAGGAUUUUGUCGUCAAUUGAGCAGAAAGAAGAGUCAAGAGGGAACGAGCAAAAUGUCAAGCGAAUCAAGGGUUACCGACAGAAGGUUGAGUUAGAGCUCACAAGCAUUUGUAGCGAUAUCAUGAGCGUGAUAGAUGAGCAUCUAAUUCCUUCUUGUACAGCUGGUGAAUCGACUGUGUUUUACUAUAAGAUGAAAGGGGAUUAUUAUCGCUAUCUUGCAGAGUUCAAGAUGGGGAAUGACAGGAAAGAGGUUGCUGAUCUUUCGUUAAAAGCAUAUGAGGCUGCUACCAGUUCAGCUGAGGCUGAGUUGCCUCCUACUCAUCCCAUUCGGUUGGGUUUGGCUUUGAAUUUCUCCGUCUUCUACUAUGAGAUUAUGAAUUCAGCUGAAAGGGCGUGUCACCUUGCAAAGCAAGCUUUUGAUGAAGCAAUCUCGGAGCUGGAUUCCCUGAAUGAGGAGUCAUACAAAGAUAGCACCUUAAUCAUGCAGCUUCUGAGGGACAACCUCACGUUGUGGACCUCUGACAUCCCAGAAGAUGGAGAAGAUGCCCAGAAAAUGGACACCACAAGCAAAGUAGGUGGUGGCAAUGAUGUAGAGGUUGCGACACCAUCUGUGCAACUGGCCUGCAUUAGAAUUCUGAAAUUAAUAAAAGUUGUUACUGGUCAGGAUUCUCCUGGAGCUUUGUCACCUCAAAAACAUUUUGAAUGUAGCAAGGUUCAAAAUAUGACUUGA
Molecule: messenger RNA, 918 nt
Organism: Ilex paraguariensis (yerba mate)
Lineage: Eukaryota; Viridiplantae; Streptophyta; Magnoliopsida; Aquifoliales; Aquifoliaceae
Source: the annotation of a GenBank genome assembly